Molecule: messenger RNA, 988 nt
Organism: Podarcis muralis (Common wall lizard)
Lineage: Eukaryota; Metazoa; Chordata; Lepidosauria; Squamata; Lacertidae
Source: RefSeq, a predicted model, not a curated record
UCUCUUUUCUUUCAAAAAACCCAAUCCGUAGAUUUCCUCAUAAUGGCCUGGGGCUUGCUCCUCUUCACAAUCCUUGCGUCCAUCAUUGGUCCCAGUGUCCAGCAGUUACAGACUUUGAAGGACCCUGAAUUUGUGGCACCAGGUGGGACAGUCACCAUGUCUUGUAGGUUCAACAGUGGAAACAUCGGUGAUAGCAACUACCCAUGGUGGGCACAGAAAAAAACUGGGAGUAGACCCCGACAGAUAAUGUACUCCACCAGCACCCGGCCGUCUGACGUUCCAGCCCGUUUCUCUGGGUCUCGAUCGGGGAAUGUGAUGUCCCUGACCAUCACGGGGGCCCUUCUGGAGGACGAAGCUGCUUAUUACUGCUGCGUGUGGACUGGGAGUCAGUGGGUCUUCGGAGGAGGGACCCACCUGACUGUCACAGGUCAGCCAACAGUACCUCCAACAGUGAACGUCUUCCCACCAUCCCCAGAAGAACUGAAGAGCUCAGACAAAGCCACCCUGGUGUGUCUCAUAGAUGGCUUUUACCCAGGUGUUGUCCAAGUUACCUGGCAGGCUGAUGGCACCCCCAUCUCCUCUGGGGUGGAGACAACCACGCCUACCAAGCUGAAUGACAAGUACGCGGCCAGCAGCUACCUCAGCAUGAAAAAGUCUGACUGGGAGAGCUAUGAGGCAGUCAUCUGCAAAGUGACGCAUGAAGGGAAGACCGUUGAGAAGGUGGUGAGGAGAUUGGACUGUGCCUAAAGGCUGGAUGGGUCUGAUGAGUUCCUCGUGCCUCCAGAAGCUGAGAAGAAAGAGUCCUUUCAUGUUCAAGGGGGCCAAGUUUAUUCUCUGAUUUCCUCUAAUGCUACGUUGAUCCAUCCAGCCUGGUUUCCUUCCUAUGUCGUUCCCCUCCCCACACCCUCUCCCUUCCUCUUCUCCCUGGAAUCUCCUUUGUAUGUUGGCUUAUAAUGUCUGCAAAUGAAUAAAAUGUCAUACAUUUCAC